Emiliania huxleyi CCMP1516 is the source of this 641-nucleotide messenger RNA. RefSeq lists its product as hypothetical. The record is from RefSeq and is a predicted model, not a curated record. Lineage: Eukaryota; Haptophyta; Isochrysidales; Noelaerhabdaceae. The annotation marks the transcript as partial. The transcript has a single exon.
AUGCCUGCUGCCAUCGCCGCCGCCGCUGCCGCCAUCCGUGGGCCGCAGCAGGCCGCCUACGAGGAAGCAGGCUUCACUAGACGGAGCGUGCGGAUGCCGUCUGGCGAAGAGGUGUCCUAUCUCUCCCGCCGCAGCACCACUGACCCUCCCGAACGGUGUGUCGUCUUUCUGCACGGCAUGACCUCCGAUGCACUCGGCUCGGCGGCCGCCGUCGUCCCAAUCGCGAGCCGGCAGCCGCCCGGUGUGCGAAUCCUCGUUCCCGACGCCGCUGGCCACGGAAAGAGGCACGCAUGGGCGGUCCGCUCCAGCUGGGAGGGCCUCUCGCUCGACGACCACAUGUCUGACGUCGAGGCGUUCUGCGCGGCCGUUGGAGCGUCUGACGGCACCGUGCCGGUGGACCUCGUGGGGUACUCGAUGGGCGGCGCGACAGCAUUCGCGCUCGCAGCGCGGCACGUCAACGGCUCGGCGCCGGCUGCUAGCAGGUUGCCCGUGCGUCGCGUCGCGCUCCUCGCGCCGGCGCUGCUGGUGACGCAGGAGCUGUACGCCAUGACGCUCUCCGUCCAGCGCCACGGCGGCGUCGAGCGCUGCGUGUACAACUACCGCACCGAGGCGGAGGCGGAAGAGAUGCUUCGCCUCGUGGG